Paramormyrops kingsleyae is the source of this 1483-nucleotide messenger RNA. RefSeq names its product thioredoxin, mitochondrial-like. Lineage: Eukaryota; Metazoa; Chordata; Actinopteri; Osteoglossiformes; Mormyridae. Gene Ontology annotation, cellular component: mitochondrion. Gene Ontology annotation, biological process: cell redox homeostasis. The record is from RefSeq and is a predicted model, not a curated record. Gene Ontology annotation, molecular function: protein-disulfide reductase activity.
UUUUCUAAGGAAGAAUGAACGGGAGGCGAAUGGGUUCCGGCAAAAAGAGCUGUGUCGAGUUUCAGAUCAGAAAAUACUAAUGAGAAAGAUCAGUGUUAUCGAGAAAAAAAUCUGAAUAGAAAUACAUUUAGAAAUCGACCAUCACAGGUUUCUAACACAUAUAUGAAUCAGAGAUUCACGAGAAACUAGUUGAAGAAUAGGAUUAUAUUAAUGUGAAAAUAUAAAGUAUGAUAACUAGGCACGUCAGACCACGUGACGAAGGCUGCCAGUGUAUUUGACGGACAGCUUGCGUACAUAUUUAUAAUCCUCCAUGUUUCCUGAAUUAAAAGUUGUAGCACAUCUUGCACUUUCUUUUACAGUUGUGUUUAUCAAAUAGCGAUUGUCAUUACUCCCGAUGGCCUGCAGACGGGUCGCCGGCGGAUUUUGCUCCCGCUUGUCGAGACUUAGCAGCUUCCCCAUCUCGGCUGCUCGCCGUGCAUCAGCCGUCGCCCACCGCCCCGAGGCCGCGUCGCGGUUCUUGUCGCCCUCCCGCGUGCUGUCCCGGCCGCUGCCCCUCGCACCCUGUCGUAGGGUGUCAUUCAACGUGCAGGACGGCGAGGACUUCACAGAGAGGGUCAUCAACAGCGAUGUGCCUGUACUAGUUGACUUCCAUGCUCAGUGGUGUGGUCCCUGUAAAAUCCUUGGUCCCCGGCUGGAGAAAGCAGUUGCCAAGCAGCAGGGACGUGUUGUCAUGGCGAAGGUUGACAUAGACGAGCACACAGACCUGGCCAUCGAAUAUGGGGUGUCAGCAGUUCCUACUGUGAUCGCCAUGCGGGCCGGAAAGGUCCUUGACCAGUUUGUGGGGAUCAAGGACGAAGACCAGCUGGACUCAUUCGUUGGCAAGCUCGUUGGACUGUGAGCGGGUCACUUUCCAUGCUGCUGCUGUUCCCCCUGUCACCACUCUGAAACUGAAUCUUCAGUAUGUACAGAGAUGACAUUCACGUGCUGAAAUACUAACACGAACAUGAUAACAUACAUGCCACAACUAAACAACUCCUUAGCUGAAAGGGCAUGGAGUUCAGUUGCAUCCUUGUAGACUGGAGCGUUUAGGGAAAAAAUUAUUUUGUUCUGUGAAACUUUAAACUCUUAAAACUCUUCUGUGAAUGAUGCAAGAACUUGAGCUGGUGUCAGUGCUGUACUAGCAAUCUGGAGGUAAUAUGACGCGAAGGCGAUGACCCUGCUUAACUAUGAUUUGCAGUUACUUAUUUUGACCACAGGGUGGCAGCCCCAGCUGAUUAAUACUCUGCCCGAUAAUGUGAGUUUUGCACGUGACGUUCAGGGUUUUUCUAUCUCAUGUCAUUGUCUCUUGUUCGGGUCUGGACUUUGUAUUAUGUUGUAUUAUAAUGAAUUAUUCAGCGAAGAAUGAAUUUUAAUGAAGUUUCGGAAUGGCUUAGAAUCUAAAACCAAAUAAAUAGAAAGGAGUGUUUCAUUGUUUCACCAACAA